Molecule: messenger RNA, 1455 nt
Organism: Cimex lectularius (bed bug)
Lineage: Eukaryota; Metazoa; Arthropoda; Insecta; Hemiptera; Cimicidae
Gene: Vsp37A
Product: vacuolar protein sorting-associated protein 37C
Exons: 2
Coding region: 188-859 (223 amino acids)
Biological process (GO): ubiquitin-dependent protein catabolic process via the multivesicular body sorting pathway; protein targeting to membrane; protein targeting to vacuole
Cellular component (GO): ESCRT I complex
Source: RefSeq, a predicted model, not a curated record
CGGGAGGUAGUAUGUGUCAGGCCUUUUUUCUGUAUUAGUUGUUUUAUUUUGUGUUGGAGUGUUACAUUUUAGGUUGUUUUAUUUUUAAGUAGUUAGUCGUAAAAUUAUUUAUGAAUCAAACCGCCUUCUAUCAUAGUUGGGUAGGAGGAUACGUGACAUCGUUUGGGCUCAUACACUCUUAGAAUUCAUGAGGAUGUUACGGCAGUCACCGAGUGAAAUGGAUUCGAGGGGAUGCCAAGACGAACAUGAGCAUGAAGUGUCUAUGAAAAACAACCCGCUGGGAGGGUCAUUCGAAGGGGCUGAUGAAUGCGACGACCCGCUUCUCGUCGUAAGCGAUGAACAAUUAGAAAACGGCAUGUCUUUGCCUCCGCUUGAAACAUGGAAUGUCGAAGAUUUACAGAAGGUGUCCAAAGAUCCGGAAAUACUAGAUGCGAUGAUAAUGGCGUCCCCUUUGGUGGUUGCAUUAGAAAACAAAAAAUCCCAGUUGCUAAGUGAGAACACCAAAUUAGCCAAAGAAAACUUAACUUGUGAAGAGACGAUAGCCUCUUUAAUGGAAGAGUUGAGUGUAAAACAAGAAAUGCUUAGGAAUUUACUUGAUGAAGUCGAGAAAUCAAGUGCUUCUUAUGCAAAACUCGCUGAAGCGUAUAGUCCAAACAAUAUAAGAGAAUCUCUUCAGAAAUCGGUUUUGGCGAUCGACGAGGACAGUGAAAGGAUAGCUGAACAUUUUCUCCAAGGAGGUGUAGAUAUCGAUGAGUUCAUCGCUGAUUACACGGGAAAAAGAAAGUUGAGUCAUAUCAGAAAGAUAAAAUGUGAAAAGUUAGGGAAUCAAUUGAAAAAGUUCGAGCAAGCGGGCUUAUAAGAGACUGCCCGGACUCUUGCGUGUUUAGCACCAAUAUAAACCAAAUUUUAUAUUAUAAAUAUCUGAAAAGCUUUUUUUCUUCUUCUUUUUGGAGGUACAAAGAUGACCGAAUGUAGGUUUUGGAAUUGUCGAUGUGGCACAAAACUGUAUAAACUAGCGGUACAGUGUUAAAAAAACCGAUGUGAAGUGUUUUCUAUGGUAUGAAUUAAUUUACAUAAUAUUUAAUUAUUGGUCAUCUCGUUUUCAUUCUGUACCUCUCAAUAAAUUGGUCAUUUAUAAAAUAUAAAAUGUGAUGAAAUAUAUAUAUUUUUGUAAAUUGUAAAGUAUAUGAUUGUUUGUGCUUAGUCGGUUUUAAAUUAUUUAUAAUUUUUUCAAUUGAUAAAAUAAUUAAAUUGCUAAAAUGUUGUGCCUCAAUAAAAACAAAAACCUGGUACUACACAAAUAUUUUUUUUAAUUAGUGAUUAUUGAUGAAAUUUGUACACACAUAAACACAUAUACUGAGUUGAGCCUAUCUAUCACUAAUUAAAGCUACUAAUUAUCACACUAAUUAGAGCAGCUUUUAUAAUUGACAAUAAAUUACUAGCAGGCCUCGAGAA